AUGUCGUAAACAAUUAGAAAUUCAGAUGAAUGCUAACUUACUUUUGAACUUGUUGAAAAUAUAAUUAACUAUUAUUAGAAAAUCAAUCCUCAAGAUGACAAGAAAGAAAUCAACAGCUAAUUUUAUAAAGUCGAAGAGGCCUCUGUUUGUUUCAAAGUCAUAUGUCAUUAUAUGGAUUAAUUGACAAUUGAACAUGAGGAAUUAUUAAAUUAAUAUUAAAAUUUAGAAUAACAAUUAAUUUCAAAAGAAGCUGAAGCCAGAAGACAUAUUUAGAUUGAAUAGCAAUUAAAACUCUACGCUGAAAGUUUAUUAGAGAAUUCUGAAGAAAGUUAAAAAUAGAUGGACAGUUUAAAUUCUUAAAUUAUAUCAAUUUAAAAAGAAAAUAUUAGCCUAAAAUAACAAUUGAGAGCAAAUAAAAAUGAGAGAGUGCAAACAGAUGCUAGUCAGGAGAGACUUAUAACUUUAAUCUCCCAAUAGAAAUCAUUAAUUAAUGAAAUUCCAUUCAAAAACUCCAAAAAAAGAUCUUUAGAAUCAUAAAAGUAUAAAUUUAUUAAUGCUUUAGAUUUAGAAUAUCAUAAACUCAAAAUAAUGACAGAAUGUAAAUGA
Molecule: messenger RNA, 606 nt
Organism: Paramecium tetraurelia
Lineage: Eukaryota; Ciliophora; Oligohymenophorea; Peniculida; Parameciidae
Exons: 3
Source: RefSeq, a predicted model, not a curated record